Molecule: messenger RNA, 2852 nt
Organism: Eucalyptus grandis
Lineage: Eukaryota; Viridiplantae; Streptophyta; Magnoliopsida; Myrtales; Myrtaceae
Product: transcription factor bHLH145
Exons: 4
Coding region: 1013-2011 (332 amino acids)
Source: RefSeq, a predicted model, not a curated record
CCUCGUGUUCUCCAAGUUCCGAUUUUGAUUGUACUCUCUCUCUCUCUCUCUCUCUCUUUUUCUCUCUCCUCGUGAGAUUUGCUCCUUGCUGCGAGCGUGCCAAGAGCUGGACUGAUCUUUUGGCCGUUUCUUCUGCACAGCUUCGUCCUUCUCUCGUCGCCAUUCUCUGGUCUUUGAAUCAGUUCUUGGCGAGGACCAGUUGUGGUGAUUUAAGCAGAAAGGAGAGAACAGCAUGCGUUGUUGGUUGAGUCUCUCUGUUGAUGUCUUCCGCGAAGUUAUCUCUUUGAACCUAUAUUGCAGAGUCAUUCUGUAAUUUGGAUUACAGACUUUGAGCUUCAUUUCACUCUGUUUCCAUAGAACCUUUAUGUUAUAAUGGGAUCCAAUUUCUUUGUUGUCGUUCCCUGCUACGUCCGCCAAAUUAGCUGAAUAUCCCGCUGUCCACUUGUUCCGAUUCAGAUUUCGCCAGAGAAGUUGGUCAUAAACUUUCGUCUCUUUUGGUCAUUUGAACUUGGGAAUUUGUUUCUUGGGAUUGUCAGUCUGUUAUUUUCUGGUUCACUUUCCGGGUCUAUAGCUGUUCAUUCAUUCUGGUUGUUGAUCAAUCCUUGUUGGAAGAUUUAUUUCCUCCAUAUUCUUGAGAUCCGAGGGGUGGGAAAGUGUAGUUAUGGUGUGCCAAGCAGCAAGCCAGACAAGAUUUCGGGCAACGAAACAUGAAAAUGGGACUGCUGGGAGCUCAACAAUAGUUGUUAGAAUCAUAGCAUGCUUUCAACCUCUUCGUGAUUGCCAGGCCGAAUAUUUCCGCCAUUUGCUAAAACCUGUCACGUAGAUUGUGAUCUCGUUCCAUACUUUUCAAGUUUAGCUGGAGUUUUUAGGUUCUUUCUACUUUGUUUUUGGAGGAAGCAGCAAGUGAAAAACAACUUCAAUUGAUAUAAACCAUUCUUUGGGUGACUGGUCCAACUCGUUCUUUGGGUGGGAAAAGAUCGUGGGGCCUGGUUUUCAGGGGCACCAUCUCAACAUGCAAUUGCCUACUUUCGAUCCAUUAUCUGCUCCAUUUGCUAUGGGGCAUGGAUAUGUCCUUUCAACUUGUGCAGCCACAGGAGCGAAAAUGGUCUCUAAUGAUGCUGGGUGUCCACUCUAUGCACAUAAAGAACUCCCUACUUCACGCGUUGGUCAACCUGAUGAAUCUCACAGUUGGUAUUAUUGGCUGCCACGCUUUAGGCAGGCUUUUAUACCAGAGCUUAACAGUUCUGUUCUAAAGGACGGAUCUCUUGUUGGUCCUUCAGUAGAUUUUGAUGGUGACAAUAGGCCCUGGAUGAGUACGGGAUAUGUCGAGAAGAAAUUUGUUGUGUUCGAUCAAUCAGUGGACCACACUAGGAUUUUCUAUAGCUCAGGGAUAAAAAGUCCAAACUAUUGCCCAAAUUCCUCGUGUGUCCCUCAUAACAUCAAUGAAGAAGUUGUGAGAAGUAAAAGUGAUGUUAAUUUUCUGUCUGGACCAACCAUCGCCAACUUUAAGGAUGAUCAUGGGGGUGAUGUGCAAAGCGAGAUGCAUGAAGACACGGAAGAAUUGAAUGCAUUACUUUACUCUGAUGACGAUUUUGAUGACUCUGAUGAGGAUGAAGUUGAUAGCACUGGUCAUUCUCCUAGCAUAAUGACUGUUCAGGAGAGGGAAGAAUAUUUUGGAGAAAGCACGGAGGUUGUUGCCAGCUCUGCAUGGCCAACAAAGAAGCGCAAGCUUGUGGAUGCCCUGAGUUCUUCCACUCAAAACCAAGAUGAUGGGAAUGAAAUUGAGGCAGAUUCUAAUGCCGGUGAUAGGAGCAGUUUUUCAGGUGAAGUCAGCUCCACAUGUUGCAACAAAAAGUCGUGCAGGGACAGAAUUUGCGAGACCAUAAGCCUUUUGGAGAAAGUACUUCCUGGCACAAAAGGGAAGGAUGCAACUGUUGUACUCGAUGAAGCUAUCCAUUAUUUCAAUUCUCUGAAGGAUGAAGCCAAAGCCUUGGGAUUUUCUACGAUGUGACUUGGAGGAGGUUAAAUUUGCCAAUGCUCCUUUUCACUAUUGCUCUGCGAGACAUUACUUUGGCGAGAAAGCACAAGGAGUAAGUUGACUACGUAGCUGUUGAAUUUUUCCAGCUAACAGAUCGAGCAUUUGCACUUGGAAGUGGUAGUGAAGUUGGAUGGCUGCAUGAACAAAUUCUUGGUUCUAUCUUCCUUUUUGGUAACGGUUGGUAUAAAUAGUCGGAAAGAGAUUUGGCUUGUGGUCUUCCUCUUCUAAAGUCCUGUGACCAUUGGCAAAUAAUGUUGCCCUAUACUUCGUGCUGAUGGACCAUGUACAGAUUCUUGAUACAAUGCCAUUACUGAUGGGGGUGGCCGGCUCGUGUUUGCCUGUCCCCCGCCUCUUUACUGUGGUUGCUCGGGCUUUUCGUAGGAUCAAGGCGGGAGCCAACUCAUGCUUGCCUCAUCCCCUGGUCUCUUCACUGCCAUCGCUCAUGCUUUGUGUAGAGACGAGGUCUGCCUGGACCAUGUUAUCUUUUGGUCAAGUGUCGUUCACCAUACUCUGAUCCCUUUUCAUCCGGGAUGCCGAUGAGUUUUGAUUAUUUGAUAUUUUGUCAGUCUAGCCGAAUGUCGGGGACACUGGCUGCUGCUAGAAACCUGCAAGCGUUUUGCUGCAUUCGGGUUUUAAGUGUGCUUUGUAUUAGCAUUCAAUUGGUUUGUACAUGGUGCUAUGGUGGUAGGUCAGAUUAGUAAACUAGUGAAGUCGAAUGUGAGAUUCAAUGUCGCUGUGCGAUCGGGCACUUGCUGCUCGAGACCGAUAUAUGACAUUUCCUCUGGUUCCAUCGAUAUGGAUUUAUGUUGGGAAA